GCCAAUAAUAAAGAAAACAACAUGAAGUGAAAAAUAAGAGCCCCAAACUUAUACAAAUGUGAACUAAAACGAAAUCGGCUAAGAGUUUAAAUUGUUGAAGUCGGUCUGAAACAAUUAACUGCUUGAUGUCUCUUGGAAUUCCCCUGACUUUGGACUCCGUGACUCCACUUUUUUGUUGAACUGAGCUGACCAAGUUGGGCGGUGGGGCUAUCACGACAUUAGCCAAGGAUUUCUCCGGCACUGCCACUUAAAAGUCCCCCCUCAAAUGUUAAAACGUGUGUGUUUGCCGAGAGUUAGUGCCUGUGUCUACUAUAGCCUGAUGUUGCAACAGUGCCCCAGGUGGCAGGGCAGGAGUCCGUGUACUGGGGCUCUGUCUCAGCCCAAGUGUUGUUGACUCCUUGCCGCUGCACAAGGCAACGCGGAAUUUGUUGCGGUUUUGACCCUAUUCCAAAGCCAAGGAAAAGUGCAGUGUACUCGGCUUGAGGUUAUACCAAGACAAGUGCAGUGGAGCCUUCUACAAGUGGAUAAAAAAUUGUGUUGGGUUUUAAAAUACUAUUUUUCAAAUUAGUUUUGAAAACAUAAAUUGUAUAACUCGCUACACAAGUUAGAAAACGCAAAUUGGCAGUUGGAAAGGAAGUUCUUUUGAAAACUUCAGUGCCCGAAACAUUUUCAAAAACCACUUCAUUUACUAGAGAUACCAGUAGUUUCAAUAUCAUUUAAUAACCAGAGAAUAAUAAUGAUCUAAGUGGCUCAUAUCACUCCUAAUACUUGGCCAUAAACUAUAACUACAUGAUUGUUCAGCCAAGCGAAGUCCAGACUCAAGAAAUUGGUUAAUUAAUGGUUACCAUUCUAAUCCCAGACUCGUAAUUUGAAAGGCAAGUGUUCGCCUGAGUGAGUCUUGCCUGUACUAUCUCCCACCUGAAGACCCGAGUGCAUUCCGGAGGAGGGAGUCUAAGGUGCGUGUUGUCUGAUCGAACUAUCGGGAGGCAUCCCAAAGCCCCGAAAAAUAUGAAUAAUGAGUGUGUUUGGAAGUGAGUGGUGCGAGUGCUGGAACAGCGAACAUCGCGUGCCACAGACAUACCAACAGGUGUCACAGCCUGCCAGGGGAAACAAUCAAAAGUUGUCUAAGAGGAGGCACCGCCAGAACAAGAAGCAGAGAUGAAACAAAACAUGCAAACAAAACUAAUGCAGCCGCCUCGUAUAAUUCGCGCGGCGAAAAGCGCCCCAAUCACGGCGAAUUCGGACCCACCUGAGUGGGGUUUUCUUUUUCGGUUUUCAGUUUUUUUCUUAGCGGGUCUGCGUGUGGCAAGGUGCUAUAUCGGUGUGUGUGCCUGGGGUGUUUGGUGCUGGUGUUUCGGAUUUGAAGUGUAGGCAAUAUUUCUUUUGAAGGCCUCCUUUUGCUCACUUGCCGCUCGGUGGCGGCCAUCAGUUCCAGUUAGGCACCGGCCACGUUCCCAUUGCCCGCUCCGCGCUACCAGUUUUUUGUUUUGCGGCUUUUCGGCAAAUGCAUUUAUUUUUGGGGGAACUAAAGUACAAAACUUUAAAAUUGAAUUUCAAAGGAAAGUGAAUUAUAUAAUAGCAGCCUUCCAGUUGAAAAAUGUGUAUGUGUGGAGCAUGAGGCUUUGCGACAAUUUGAUUUAUUUUCGGUUUUGACAACGGUAACUUUUUAAAGUUCGACCUCGAAAAAGCCGUUAUUAAAGUGUGACCAAGCUUUAAUGAGAUGCAAGAAAACUGCGUGUAAUGCGGCAAAGUGUUUGUAAAAAACAUAAAAUCCAAAAAAGAAUGAAAGCAAUUCGCAAAUUACCUUAGGGAGGCGGCCAACACCGCACGCGUCAUGGCCGCAACACGCCGGCCAAGUCACUUCCUGUGCCCCAAAAUGUGUGUCACCGAAAUUCGAGUGGCGGCGGGUCCCAUAAAAUGUAGGUUAAAUAUUAGGCAGAGGAAAAUCAAUGCGAACAAAAGGGAACUCGGGGUGCCCCAUUCACACUUCCCAGUCCCCAGCUAGCCAGCUCCCCAUCAGGAGCUACGUCAUUCCGCAGAAAUAUCUGCGUACCGGGCCGAGCUCCAAGCGGUCGAGGGGGACCAGGUGAUAGUCUCACCUGGCUGGCUACCACACUUGAAACUUGAAACUCAUCAGCUUCUCGGGUCGUUCGACUUCAAGUGCAAUCACUAAUGCGGCAAUUUGCAACAUGCAAUCGCAAUCCCCGGCGCAGCCAAGUCAUCCAAUCCAAUCCGAUCCCCUCCAGCUCCACCUGCCAAGUUUCUGCUCUCGUUAGCGCCAAGACAGCGUUUUGGGAGCUGCAAUUCGGAUACGGAUUUAUGUGCAGGCGCAUUCCAUUCCAGUCCGAUUGGGGCGGGUUUAUCAGCCCCGCACACGCAGCUAUUUAUAGGCGCGGAAUGGCAUUAGAAACUAUAGCCGAGCAGUAAUAAUUACUCUUUUUAUAUUUUCGCCAUAACCAGUGAUGGCCGAUUGCCGGAUAAUAGUGAUUUUGGUCUUUAUUGCUCCAAUUCGAAAAGAUUUUGUUGUCCGGAGAGUUUAAAAUCCUGCUUUCCAAUAGUCAUUUCAAUUAAAAAUUGAAAGUAAGACCCUGAAGGGAUUUUCCCAUCACUGCGAAUUGAAACCAGCGGCCUAGUUAACUCCUGUUUUCGGUCUUUGGAUUUCCGUUCAGCCUUCUUCCAUAGUAAUCCGUAGUCAGCGGUACGUAUUCCGUACUCCGGCGGCGAAGGCGUCGCGUGUACGUCCGUCUCUGACAUUGCAAGGGCCGGAAGGUCUCGCUGCUCUGUCUGUAGAACUCAAAAGAUGUGUGUUAGUGAGUGAUUUUUAAAUACAUUCUGUUGCUUCGAAUAAACAGCUCCUGGCGUCAUUGGUUUUGUGGCACUUAAACUGAGCCGAAGGACAAACACGUAGAACGGGCAUAUCCUGCGUGCCGCCCUCGGAUUGAUUUUCGUCGAAAGAAUAAAGCUAAACAACUAAACUUAAAAUGGAUAGUAAAUCGUAGUAAACGCAUGAGGGCCGGAAAUGACAAACCAUGCAGCAGACCCUCUCGUACUCAUCUUCAUCGCCAUCCCCAUCCCCGAUGCCCACGCCAGGAGCGGCAGCUGCUCCGCCCCAUCCCGAUCCAAGCCAGAAACCGACGACGCCGAAGCCGAAACCCCGUCCCAGGUCCACUGCGGGCAUCAACAGCUUCCAACCGGCCGUUAUUCCGGUUGACUACAGUUACAGCACCCACAGCCACAGCCACGCCCACACCCGCUCCAUACUCUCCGCCCACUCGAUGGCUCCCUCGACAUUCGCCUCCAACCAGAGCUUUGUCCGGCAACCCUCCGAGUCAGAUGGCCAGCCGUACAGCAGCCUGUUUGGGGAUCCGGUGCCACCACCCCUUCAGGCGGACGAGUACUUUGGCACUGCCGCCUUCGAGGCCCUUAGGAGCGGAUCCGUAGACCUGCCCAGUUCGGAGGAGGAUGCCCUGGUGGCCGCCGUGGCCCUGAAUGCCUUGCUACCCGCUGCCAGGGAGCGAAUCUUUCCCAGUGUUCCAUACUCCAGGAGUCCGCGGAGAUCGCUCCUGCCCCACCUUCAGCCCCCCGACAUCCAGAUACUGCCCAAUUCCAGUGGUGGUUCCAGUUCCGAGCACCUGGGCUCGCCCAAUUAUUGUCUCCUGGCUCCGGACGACAUUCUCAAUAAGCCGGACAUGUACGAUCUGGAGAAUGCUAGUGAGGAGUACACCACAGUGGGUCCUCGCUUGUCCUUUGGCAACGAAGACGAGGAGGAUGUGGACGUGGAACCAGCCAGGACUCCGAGUCAGAUGGCCGCCAAGUUGAGUGUUUCCAGCAUCAACACGGAGGAUCACAGGGGCCUGCUCAGCGACACCUACUCUGGCCGGGAUUGGUUUCGUCCGGCGCCUCAGCACUUCCCAGAAUUCACAAGAAUUCCUCGCCUGCGGCCGAGUUCCAAGAAUAUUAUGUCCAUGAAACAGGACGAAGGACCGCUCUCGCCCCUUGCCACCAUGAUCCAGGACAUGAACAGCUCCAGCAGUGGUGGCGAGGAGCGCGGAUCAGAGGCCAAGGACAACGGGAGAUCGGAGGUAGCCAGGGACGUUGUACUCUCACCGAAGCAGUAUCUAGAAGAGCAGUUACUUCUGGACUUAGGCUCCCGACAAAGAGGACUCCAGGACUAUGACAUGCCACCACCGCCAGCUGCACCGCCUCCUUAUGGCAGGACUUCCCUAACGGAGGAGCCCGAAGAUGACCAAAGCAUAGGUCGUGCCUCCAGUUUGAAGCGGGAAAUGUCACCGGUUAUCAUCAGGGAUUCCAUACCCAUGGGUGGGGAUUAUAGAGUGGACCAGCCACGGCCCCACAAGAAGACUGCUUUCACCAUCCUCUCCCCGGGCCAGGCGAUGGUUCCGGCAGCUCCACCACAUCCUCGAAGAACUAGCCAGUCCACCACGCCUAGCAAACGACACGCCUCCAUGCAGUCGACAUCUACGACUACCUCAUCGCUGCUGGCGCGGAUCAGUCCCAGGCGGAGAUCGAUUUUUGGCUCCGAUCCGCGACUGCCGGAGCUGCCAAGCCACCUGACCACGGACGACUCCCCCCGACCUUCGGUCCAGUUCAACAUGAGCGGCCGUUACAGCAAACUGGCCACUCCGCAGAAGGGCAUCCUCCAGCAAAGGGACUCGCUGACCUCCUCUAUUGACACCUUUACGCCCAGAGAUCUGAGGAGACGGGGCUCCGUGGGCAGAAGUCCCACACGGGGUCAGGGGCUGGCUUAUGGCCAAAAGAUCAAGAGCCUGGAGUCGCUCCCAGUGAUCACGGAUCCCUAUCGCAGCAGCUCCAUACCCCGUCUACAUUAUGGCUCCAACGUGGAUCUAGAUGUGGGUAAAGAGCCUGCUGUUUUUCCUCCCGGAGCACUGCCGCGUCCACUGAAGCCAAAUCUGAAUCCCACGCGAAGGCAGCGGGGCCUCCUGCGAAUCAUCAACAAGGAGGAGCCCCUGUCCACCCACCCGCCGCGUUCCAACUGGACCAGCUUGGACGAUCUAAGCCGACCCACUGCCCACUUCCAGGUGAGGCGCCGCUCCAGCUCCACAUCCCCGGAAAGGCGCAGCUCCACCCAGACGGCCUCGGAUCGGAGGAGUUCGAAUCUCAGCACCGUUACCACCUCGGACUUUAGUUUCCGUCGACCCUCCUCUCUGGCCGCCACAUUGCCAGGAUCUCGGAUGCGUCGCAAGUCAGUUCAGGCUCCGAGCCCCAAUAGGAUACCCAACCGGAUACCCAGCUUCAGUCCCCGCCGUCAGUCCAUCUUCCAGAGAGAUUCAAAGCCACAGAGCCGGCACGGGAAGAUUGCCAAGCCCAGUACACUGUCUCCCAUCAUUGGAACACCCAAUAAGGACAGUAGCUCGGCCCAGAGUCCCACGCACCGAUCAUCUCUGCGGGGAGGAGAUCGUCUGAGUAUUGACACUCCCUCGGAGGUUUCCACAGGGCGAAGAGACUCCAUUUCCCGGAUACCUAUUCGAAAAAGUCCCGAGUCCCGAUCCAGUUCCCCAGUGAAGGAUUCCCUGGGAAUCACUGCCUCCGGGAGAAGUUCCAGAGCUAGCAUGAGUCGAUCCCCCACAAGGAUGAUGAACCCCAGCAGGACUCCCUCGAGGGAAAGUGGACGCCUAGGCGACUCCCGCUCCGUUUCAAGAGGACCACCUUCGAGACCAACUUCACGUCUGGAUCAAGUCAUCUCUCGGCAAGACAUGUCCAUCUCCAGGGGCAACUCCAGGGCCAAUUCCCGCCUGAGCAUCAACUCCUCGUCACUGCGAUCCUCCAGCGUCUCCCCAGCCACGAUGGCCAGGAACAGGAGUAUGCCCAACCGCCGAAAGUCCAUCUCGCCGAGUCCAGCCAGCUCGAUGAUGAGUCGUCGGAAAUCCAUUAGUCCUGGCGCACUGAGCCAGGCACGGAGGGGAGCGGUUACCAGUCGGGGAAAACCAGAGAAGCCAGAAGUUCUAUCCCGCCGGAACUCCCGCUCCCGUAUACCCACCAGAUCGGCCAAAUCACCACCGCAGUCCUCCUCCACCAAAAAGAGAUCCAAAUCACCGGAUAAGGCGAAAACUCCGGGCACCACGCCCAGGAGCAGCAAAGCUGGAAAGGUGGCAGCGGCCAAGGGCCAAGGAAGCCCCAAAUCAAAGCUAAAGAUCCCUGCAAGUGCCAAAGCGAAGCCCAAGAUGGAAAACUCGCAGAAGACGCCUGCGAAGCCUCUAAGGAAAACCGCAGCUGGAGCUAAGCCAUCCUCGGAGGCAAAAAAGGGCUCACCCCCGAAGGAACCUAAGGCGGAGAAAGGAAAGGAGAAGGACAAGGAGAAGACCAAGCCAGGAGCAGGCAAGAAGAAUGGAAAGGAACCGCUGGCCGCCACAAAAACUAAAACGCCACUAAACAAAAGCAAACCGGCGGGAGGAGCUGCGUCGGAAUCUAAAAAGCCCGGAGGAACUAAAGCCCAUGGCAUGGUUCACGAAAAAGGAGCAAACGGAUCAGCCCCUGCAACGGAUAUUCCUCCUCUGGCUGCCCAGGUGGGCAAUGCCGUGCUCCAGGCCGUGGAAGCGGUGCCAGCUGUAACUAGUGAAGUCCCUGUGCCCUCCACUCCUGGCGGAAAAGGAUCUGGUGGUGGCAACAUGUCCAAACUGGUGCGGAUGAGCUCUCGACUGAGUCUGCUGAGUAACAAAAAUCGGGCGGAUUCUCCGCAAAGCCGGAAAGUGGCCACUGUGCCGGAGCAUGCCAGCGAAAGUGAAGGGGGAGCUCAUGGAUCACAGCCCAUGUCCAAUGAUGCAGCCGCCAUACUGGAGAAAUCGCAAAAGACCCUGGAGACCAUUCAGAAGACCGUCACCGAGGCCACGGAUGAGAUCCAUAAGACCAUUACCGAGAAUCUCACGGAUCUCAAGAGUCUGGAAAACGACUUGACCGAAGGAGCCUCGCCUACCCCCAGCUCCACCACUAUGACAGCCAGGCCGGGUGAGUCCGCCUCUCGCACUGGCACUGCCGAUGGCAGCAUAGCUCCUCAGAGUUCCGGGGAGCUGGCCAAGUCCCCGUUCCCGCCCACACAACCCAUCGAGGCAGCAGUUUCGGUGCUGCAUCCUCCCAACGAGAGCUCCGCUGACCGGAUAUCCAGUGUGCCGGAGGCGGAGUGCGAGAGCUCGGACAUCCCUACCGCCCUGGAUGCCUCGGAGGCGGAGCUGGGUGGUCAUGUGAUGCCUACGCCGGAGAGUGGAGCUGAUUUCAAGGUGGACGCCAAGCGACGAUCGCCGGACGGGCAGGGCGGUUCCACGGCGGGCAGUGGCGGUCCGGGAAAAAGCAGCAGCCAGGAGUUCCUCGAGGAAAAGGACAAUAAUGCCAAGAAGCGCGGCCUGUGCGGCGGCUGCUGUACGAAGCUUUUUAUGCCCUGCCGCCGCUCGCGCUGCUCCCGCUGCUGCUGCCUGCCCCGAGACCGCAACUCCGACGGCAACCUGUCCGCCGAGAACCAGCCCGUCCUGUGGAGCGGCCAGAGCAGCGCCACCACAGCCACCAAUGUCCAAGUGAUUGACGAGACCAAGCCCAAGAAGCGAAGAAAGUGCACCGAGUGGCUCAAGUCCAGCUGCUGUCGGAGCUGCCGCAAGAAACCCGGGAACGCCGAGGAGGAGCAACCGGUGCGGCCGGAGCAGCAGAAGACCAACAUGAGUACGGGACCAAAGGCGAGGGGCAAGUGUGGCCUCUGCCUGAGUAAGGUCUUCUGCUGUCGCUCCGUCAACAAGGUGGAUCCCACCACUGGCGACGAGACGGAGGUGAAGAAGUGCUGCUUCUGCAUUCCCUGUCGUGGUCGUGGAAGCCGCAGCCCCAAGAAGGGUAGUUCCGUUUCCUGGCGGGAUCAGGAUCCUGAGUUGGGCAUCAAGCCGACAGAGUCCUCUGUGCUGGAAGGUGCCUCGGAGGCGGCCAUAUCCACAGCAUCCAAUGCAGCGGAUAACCAAGUUAAAGAGGGAUGUUGCAAGCGAUUCUGGUUGAUGCUGCUUUGUUGUCGCAAAAAGAAACGCCGGGAAUCGAAUGCCCGGAGGCAGAGCAUCAAGGCACCACCCGCCAGUGAGGACACCCGUAAAAAGCUUCACGUGGACCUGGUGGAGUACACCUCUAAAAUGAAGGGAGCAAUUCCAGUGUUGCCCUUGUAUUUGGCUUGGUUCUGUGCUUUUUGCAAUGUAGUCUUUCCGGGAUUGGGAACCCUCCUCUCGGGACUCUUUUGCCUGUGCGUGGGCAUACCACGAUUCUCCCAAUUCGACAGUGCUCGGGCCAGGAUUGGAUCAUUCAUAAUUAACAUCAUUGUGGCGGUGUCGCAGUUUUUCUGCGUGCUCUUUUGCUUUGUGGGCUGGGGCUGGUCCAUUUGGUGGGGCACUAUAAUGCUGAGAUGUGCAAAGAAACUGAGCAAAAUCAAAAAGGUGGAACGCUUGGAGCUGGAGGAGGAGCAGCGGCAGGCGCAACUGGCGGCCACGGCAGCAAGGAACGGCGAUGCCGAGGCGGCUCCGGCCGCCGCCGUGGCCAAGACAUAGUCCUCCGAUACCGGAUACAAAUAAGAUGCUUUUAUACCCAGAAAUUGUGUACAUAAUUUUGUACAAAACCCUGUAGAAUUCCACUUUCAUACGCGCACUUCCACAUGAAGAACUUCCAAGUUAAGCUAAAACGCAACGGAAACUUCCCUUGAAAAACAAUACAUGAUUGUAUAAUGAAUUGAAAUCAUUAAACUUCCACUAAAC
Molecule: messenger RNA, 8747 nt
Organism: Drosophila ananassae
Lineage: Eukaryota; Metazoa; Arthropoda; Insecta; Diptera; Drosophilidae
Gene: stum
Product: protein stum
Exons: 9
Coding region: 3030-8543 (1837 amino acids)
Biological process (GO): proprioception; sensory perception of mechanical stimulus; taxis
Cellular component (GO): sensory dendrite
Source: RefSeq, a predicted model, not a curated record